GGGUGGUGGUGCCGCCGCCUCGGGGAGCUGGUCGUGCGGGCGCCCUGUUCCCCGCGGGCUCUGCGCGCCUCUGCCUCCGCUUCUCCGCACUCCUUCCCGCGCCGGGUCUGGUCCGGUAGCGCUGCUUCGCCCCUCUCCCCGGCAGAGCGCCGGAGGGGUGGCGGUCCGGCGAUGGAGGGGCGCGGGCGGCAGCGCUGAGGAGGCUGAGGAGGGAGUGGGGGGGACGGCACCAUGCGUUCCCUGAACAUCACCCCGGAGCAGUUCGCGCAGCUGCUGCGGGACAACAAUGUGACGCGGGAGCAGUUCAUCGCCCUCUACGGGCUGCAGCCGCUGGUGUACAUCCCGGAGCUGCCGGGGCGCACCAAGGUGGCCUUCGUCCUCAUCUGUGUGCUCAUCUUCGCCCUGGCGCUCUUCGGCAACUGCCUGGUGCUCUAUGUGGUGACCCGCAGCAAAGCCAUGAGGACAGUCACCAACAUCUUCAUCUGCUCCUUGGCGCUCAGCGACCUCCUCAUCGCCUUCUUUUGCGUCCCCUUCACCAUGCUGCAGAACAUCUCCUCCAACUGGCUCGGCGGUGCCUUCACUUGCAAGAUGGUACCAUUUGUUCAAUCCACUGCCAUUGUAACUGAGAUUCUUACCAUGACCUGCAUUGCUGUGGAAAGACACCAGGGAAUUGUGCAUCCACUAAAAAUGAAGUGGCAGUACACCAAUAAAAGAGCUUUCACGAUGCUUGGCAUAGUCUGGUUGCUGGCACUUGUUGUUGGGUCACCUAUGUGGCAUGUGCAGCGGCUUGAGGUUAAAUAUGACUUUCUAUAUGAAAAGGUGUAUGUUUGUUGCUUGGAAGAAUGGGCCAGUCCGAUUUACCAGAAGAUAUAUACAACCUUUAUUCUUGUCAUACUCUUCCUUCUUCCACUGAUGUUGAUGCUCUUUUUGUACACUAAAAUUGGCUAUGAACUCUGGAUUAAGAAACGAGUAGGAGAUGCUUCAGUUCUUCAAACCAUUCAUGGGAGUGAAAUGUCUAAAAUAUCAAGGAAGAAGAAGCGAGCAAUUGUUAUGAUGGUGAUGGUGGUGUUUCUCUUUGCAGUCUGUUGGGCCCCUUUCCAUGUGAUUCACAUGAUGAUAGAAUACAGUAAUUUUGAAAAGGAAUAUGACGAUGUGACAGUCAAAAUGAUCUUUGCAAUUGUUCAGAUUAUAGGAUUCUUCAAUUCUAUUUGCAACCCCAUUGUGUACGCUUUCAUGAAUGAAAACUUCAAGAAAAAUUUUUUGUCUGCCAUCUGCUUCUGCAUUGUCAAAGAAAGCGCAUCACCCACCAGGAAACUUGGCAACUCGGGGAUUACCAUGAGGCGGCAGAAGGCAAGCGUUUCUCAGAGAGACCCCAAGGACUCGGAUGAGGCCAGGAGGGAGGCAUUCAGCGAUAGCAACAUUGAAGUCAAGUUCUGUGAUCAGCCUGCUUCGAAAAGGCAUUUGAAAAGGCACUUUGCCUUAUUCAGCUCUGAGAUCACUGUGCAUUCUGCAUUGGGAAAUGGACAGUAGGAUCACCAGGGUUUUGAGAAUGGGAAAAGCAUUCUUUUUAUAUGGUAAAUCAAACAACUAUUGCUUGCUCAGUUUAUUCCUGCGUCUGGAUGCUGGUACACUGCUGGAGCAUGGACAGCUGAAUGCCAGAAGAGAGGAACUACAGAGAGUGUGUGCAUAUUUUUUGGACAGCUUGGAAAUUUGACAUGUGUCUAAUACUGUAAGAUGUGCUCUCUGCAGCUCUGAGAACUGGGAAGCUUCAGCUACGACUUCAGGAAAAAUGCAGACUGAGAUGCAAUUCUAUUUUGGGGAAAAAAAAAAAUAAUAAGAAAAAUAUGGAAGAGCCAUCCAGAAUGUGACUCUGAAGAGAUUAAGAUUUAAACAUUGCGUGUAUCACUGAACUCUCCAACUGUGUUCAGAUUUUGUUAUCUGGAAGCAUAUUAGCAAUUAACAAUGCAUGCAUUAUUAAUGCGCUGUUUUUACAGGUUAAUUCUUGGGUACAAAUUUAAAUGCGGGUCUACUGUCCUGUAAACUGCAUUGUUAUGCUGCAAAAUGUGGAAGCUGAAAAAGUGCUGUACAAGAGCAUGUACAUGUUGGAGGUGUGGUCUGUAGAGUAAACACUGAAUUUAAUUUAC
This is a messenger RNA of Strigops habroptila (Kakapo), 2144 nucleotides long. It is a transcript of the gene QRFPR, whose product is annotated as pyroglutamylated RFamide peptide receptor. Gene Ontology annotation, cellular component: membrane. Lineage: Eukaryota; Metazoa; Chordata; Aves; Psittaciformes; Psittacidae. The transcript has 7 exons. Gene Ontology annotation, molecular function: neuropeptide Y receptor activity; peptide binding. Bases 232 to 1530 code for a protein of 432 amino acids. Gene Ontology annotation, biological process: G protein-coupled receptor signaling pathway. The record is from RefSeq and is a predicted model, not a curated record.